Molecule: messenger RNA, 4976 nt
Organism: Onychostoma macrolepis
Lineage: Eukaryota; Metazoa; Chordata; Actinopteri; Cypriniformes; Cyprinidae
Product: piggyBac transposable element-derived protein 4
Exons: 3
Coding region: 1904-3868 (654 amino acids)
Source: RefSeq, a predicted model, not a curated record
UUUUUUUUUUUUUUUUUUUUUUACUUUUUUUCCCCUCUAGUUUCUUUGAUUUAUUUUAAUGUAUUUUUUUUAUGUUUUGAUAGAUGGUUUGGUCUCUGUAUUGUUUUCGACAUAAGAUUUUUAAUUAAGAUUUUUUUUUUAACUAUAAUAAUCCUGGUCUUCAAAUCUGACUCCAUUUUAUUAUGACCUCGAAUUUAGGUUGAAAUGCAAAUUGGUUGUUUGUCUGUUUCUAAUUAAUAUUCUUCUGAUAUUUGAUCAUUCAGUUUAACUCUUUACUUUAUAUAUUUACUCAUUCAUUCGGGUGCUCAUGCCGCUAGCAAGGAUACAACGUAAUCUACUAGAGUCAAUAAUUACAGAGUAAAACAGAAUAACAUCAAAUGUAACAAUUUAUUAUCAGUCAGGUAAAUAUGUAUUAUGCCAAUUACACAGCCAAUUCAGAGAUAUCAAAUCAUAUCAAUUCAAAACAUCAAAUUCUCAAGGAUAAGUCUAAGAGUGAAAAUGCAUACCUGACCUUAGAACGGGCUCAUUCCAGCUACAGAAGACCCUGAUCUUCUUGCAUGAUUUCCUUAAGUACUCUGACCAAGAUAAACAUCCCCCGAAAUGGAGACAAGAACUAACAAUUGGAAUUUGCAUUGAUCAAGUAGAGUUAUCACCUUUUGGGACAGAAGGUAAUUUGCUUGAAAGGCACUGGGAACUGACAGUGUGCAAAAUAUCUCUAAACUGAUCUGUAUUACCUUUUAGUUUACUUCUUGUAAGAAUGACCCCAUUGUACCAGUCGCCCUGAGACAAUUCAAAUGAUACCAAAUAUGACUCUAAAUAUCACUUGCAAUCAUGUAAAACAUUAUAUUCUACUAUUGACCAUUCUGUGUGAGCUGAGUGAAGGGAAGGAUGGGGAUGAAAAGGAACUGAUGCAUAUGUGAGAGAGGCAUUUUCUCUCAGUGGGAUGUGGAGACAGAUGUCUGUAUGUUAAUAUACUGUGUGUGUGUUGUCCAUCUCAGAAGUUCAAAGUGUCUGAUGAUCUGUAAUUCUUACAAUAUUAACUGGAAAUAAUAUAGAAAAGAGUUAAAGUUCUGGUGGUAGUUUUAUAACGUUGUACUAACAUUGUAAGUAGUUAUAUGAAAUAGGCCCUUUUUUUCCCACGUUUAUUCUGAUGCGCUCUAACAACAUCAGAACUACACUUUUAAUGCUUUCCAAUAUCAGCCUAAAUGGUUACCGUUGCUAAAUUUUGCUGUUCUGUUACAGUUCGUGUCAUGAUUAGGAUUUUUGAUGCUGUGAAAUCAGGAUUUGAAUGUAUUUUCUCUUAAAAUAGGACUGCAUGCAUUUUGCUCUGUAUUAAGAAAAUGCACAAAAAAAAGGAUUGUUUGUGAUCAAAGUCAUAAAGCCAUUUUUGCAACUUAAUUUUACUCAUUUUCCAUCUUCACUCUCAUAGCAUUAGAUGAAUUUUUAUGCAUUUUUAUAAACUCUUUAUUAAUACAAAGGACCUAUUUUGCAGGCCAGAUUCGUUUAUUUUUAUGUUUUAUACUUCCUUGAGUGUUCCUGAUAUCAAGCCAUCUCAAUCAGCUUUCAGACUUGCCCAAUUUAAAUAGCUCUUUUUAAAUUCAGUCCUCAGAGAUUACAGUCUCGAUCUAAUUACAAUGACUAGAGCUGGCGAUCCUCACAGGGGUGCUAUUUCUAUAGGAGGUUCCUACCGUGCCCUAUCGGACUAUCUGGUGUAUGUUUUGCACGUGAAUACAGUUUUCCUCCAGUUUCCCGCUGCCUUGCGUUUUGGCCAAUGAUAUUCCAGCAUAUAAGGACAGACAAGAAAAGUAGCCAAUGAGAGUGCGUUACUCUCUGCACGAGAUUUAUUUGUUGCAGCCAGCAGCAGCUGAAUUGCAUUUUGCGUCCAGCGCUAACAAAAAAGGUAAUGGAUAAAACGACUAACACGGAGCGGUGUGAUAUCAAGGAGGAACAAGAUGAGGCGAUUAUUUUGCGGCCAGCGCUAAAAAAAAAGAAAAGGGAUGAAACGGAGGAGUGUGUGAACGGUAACAUGGAGAAACCAGAUGAAAACGAUGAGGUGAUUGAUUUGGAGGAAUCGUCCGACGAGAGUGCCGCUUCCAGCGUGGAUUCCAUAGAAGAGGAGAUGUUCCUCGAUGGUCUGGAUCCCCUCCUGGAUCGGUUUUCGGAUGCCUCUGAUGAAGACUGGUAUCCAGAGUCCACUCCACGAAAAAAGAAGAGGUCCGGACUGUCUUCCGUAUCACCAUCUCCAGCAAAGUCUUGCAGAUCUGGUUCGCCUGCCUCUGCACAAAGAGGCAAAAGGAAAGGUAGGCAAAGCAGCGCGAGUCGAUCCCUGCCUUUUUCCUUGAGCUUCUCAGAACAGAAGUGGAAAAAUUCAGAUGAGCCUGAUGUUGAGCCGACACAGCCAAGAUUCAGACCUAAAAACACUCCCGGCCCCCAGUUGAUCUCCACUGCAACAUGCAGUCCUCUGCAGUAUUUUGAGUUGUUCUUUUCCAAAUCAGUGCUACAGAAACUUGUAGAGCACACAAAUGCAUAUGGAGCCAUGCAUUUGGAAGGAAAGAAGAAGCCAUGGGAGAACAUUUCAAUAAAAGAUCUGAAGUCAUUCAUAGCACUUGUGAUUUACAUGGGUUUGCUGAAAUGCUUCAAACUGUCAGACUACUGGAAGAAAUCAGACUUAUACAGGCUGCCGUAUCCUGCAAAAAUCAUGACUGGAAAGAAAUUUUUUAGCAUGUGUGCAGGGCUCCAUAUUAGUGAUCCCAAAGUGGAUGCAGAGAAUGACAAGAAGAGAGGAACACCUGAAUACGACCGCCUGUGUAAGAUCAAACCGCUGUACCAGGACAUUAGGGACGCCUGCAGAGCCUCUUUCCAUCCCUUUCAGAACAUCUCCAUCGAUGAACGAAUGGUGGCAUCGAAGGCUAGAAAUGGACUUAAACAGUACAUGAAGAACAAACCUACAAAAUGGGGGUACAAACUUUUUGUACUAGCAGAUUCCCUCUGUGCCUACACGUGGGACUUCUUCAUUUAUGAAGGAAAGGUCAAUUUACAGGAGGGCAAAGGAAUUAGUUAUGAUUCUGUCAUGAUUCUGGCAAACGAAAGGUUGUUGGGAAGCGGCUACAAGCUGUUUGUUGACAACUUUUACACCAGUCCCAAGCUCUUCAGAGACCUACUCCGUAAAAAGAUCUGGGCUUGUGGCACCGUUCGUGCAAAUCGCAUUGGCCACUCAAAGGCACAGGCUCCUCGUGGCAAUAUUCGCUGGUUUAGGGAAGACGAUCUGCUGUUUGUUGAGUGGAAGGACAAGAGAGACGUGCUGAUGUGCUCCACCUUUCAUAAAGCCUUUAAUGGGGACUCCAUUAAGAGGAAUGUGAAAGGAGCCGAGGGAGUUUGGGCCAUUCAGGAUUUCCCCGUUCCACCCGCAGUGCUGGAUUACAACAAGCACAUGGGAGGAGUGGAUCUGUCUGACGCCCUUAUAGGAUAUUACACAGUUCUGCAUAAAACUAAAAAGUGGUAUCGGUCCUUUUUUUACCACUUUGUGGACAUCGCUGUAGUCAAUGCCUUCAUUUUGCACCAGCAGAUGGCCAAGAUGAACAACCAGAAGCCUCUGUCCCAGAAGGCCUUCCGGGAGGCGCUUGUUGCAGAGCUUGCGGGAACAGGACCUUUAUAUGCCUCUGCACAAGAACGACCAGUUCCUGCUACAGGUUCCCACCUGCCCAAGUACCUCAAUGGAGACAGCACUUUUGGAAGACGGAAAUGCAAAAUUUGCCGCCUCAAAACUCCAAUCAUGUGUGCAACUUGUGAGGUGCAUUUAUGCUUUGUUCCAAAGCGUGACUGUUACAGUAAAUGGCAUGAAUUAACUGAUGAGUCUGACACAGAGUAAUGCUCAAGGUAUACAUUACACGCUAGAGCUUGCGUACAGUUGAACGCAUAGCCAUUCAAAGUAUAGCAUGCACGAACGCAGGUGGUCGACACAUGCCCUCUAGAAAGUUUCGUAUUUGUCCAGCAUCUACACUUUUUCUCCAGACAUUUUGACAUAAAAUAUCUUUUGUACUCUUUUAAACUAAAGUUUCUUUUUGUUUUCUGUUGUGAAGCAAUGGCGGAGGCAGUGUUGCCACCUAGUGGAAUAACUGAUUUGUGCAAAACAAAUUGAAUGCACAUGUGCGACCUGCACAUACAAAGUUGGACAGUGAGCAUAAGGUACACAUGUACUAUUCUGAUGAAAAAUUUGUAUCACACACACUGCACCCUCGCGUACAGGUAAAAACCAAAGUAUACUUUGGGCUAAAUGCUUACAGUGCAGUUUAUUCAUAAACAACUCCAAACUGACAAUCAAAACUCAGAAAUCCAAAGAAAUGCAACAUCAAACUAGCAAGACAUUGAUGACAGACUAAUGGCAUGUGAGGCUUAUAAAUCCUGAUAAACUGGAAAUAUCUUAAAGACAUCUUAGCUUCUAGUGGUAGAUUUUUGAGUAUUCGCAUUGCAAGUAAAUAUAUGAAAAAGUCUCCAAUGUUUAUUCUGUUGCGCUGGAACUGUAUUUUCAGGGCUUUUGCACCAUCGGUUUAAAUGUUUUACCACUGCAGAACCAACCUAGACACAUUUAUGGACUCUUUGUCCAUUGUGGUGCUGCAAAACCAGGAUUAGAAUAUAUGUGGCUAGUUGUGAGUGACUAAACAUUGAUGUUCUCCUGUCCUGAGCACCUUUAGCUAACUUUGCUGCAAAAUCUGUGUGGAACGGUUUGUAAUUGUACCAAAACAUGUUCUAAUAGAAAUGCUGUUGGUACUGACACCUGUCAGGUUCUGAGCUAUGUGACCUGAUGAUGGAAAGGUGCUUAAUAUUAGUCUUACAACUGUGUAGACAUUAACAACACAUUUUUUUAUUGGCAUUCUAAAGGUGUAAACAUAUCUUUGUCUAGUUUAAAAGAUGUAUGAGCUGUUUGUAAAUGGUUGCAUGUCAUUAAAUAAAUUUCUUAAGUGCUCUUUUAGAGUCUC